GAGAGGGAGAGAGAGUAAGUGAAGGAACGAGUGAGCGUGAGCGGACGGGCGGGGCAGCGGUGGCGCCCCGGGAGCCGGGCACCUUAGCGCCCCGGGCACAGGGACUCGCUCCAGUCCGCCCUACGCUCGCUCCCUUAGCUCUACCCCUUCCUUUACCAUGUGGAGCCGCUGAUGCCGAAACCAUGGAGCUUUUCCAAGCCAAGGACCAUUACAUCGUGCAGAGUGGGGAGAAGGCGCUGUGGUGUAGCCGAAAGGAUGGCUCUUUACAAGUCAGACCCGCUACUGACUUGCUUCUCGCCUGGAACCCUAUUUGCCUAGGUCUGGUGGAGGGAGUCAUUGGAAAGAUUCAGCUUCAUACAGAUUUUGCAUGGCAGCUCCUUCUAAUCCGCCAGAAAGCAGUGGUUGGAAAGCUUCCAGGGGAACAUGAUGUGUAUAAGAUAACCAAGAUAGCAGUGAUCCCACUCUCUGAAGCGGAGCCUCAGGAUCUGGAACUGGAGCUGUGCAAGAAGCACCAUUUUGGUAUAAAUAAGACUGAGAAGAUUACCCAAUCUCCAGACGACUCCAAGUUUUUGCUCAAGACAUUGAGUCAGAUCAAAUGCAAUGUGGCUGCUCCAAUCAAAAAGAAGGCCAAGGAACACAAGGAAAAAGAACGUUUGGAACGAAGAUUGUUGGAGGAAUUGAUAAAGAUGUUCGUGGACUCGGAUUCAUUUUAUUUUAGCCUGACCUAUGACCUUACAAAUUCAGUGCAGAGACUGAGUGCAUCUGAAAAGAAAGGUGAAUCGAUAUGGCAAAGGGUGGAUGAUCGAUUUUUUUGGAACAAGCACAUGAUUGAUGACCUGAUCAAAGUAAAUGAUCCCAAUGCAGACUUCUGGAUUGUUCCAAUAAUCCAAGGGUUUGUGCAGAUUGAAGAGCUGGUUGUCAAUUAUAAUGAAUCCUCAGAUGAUGAGAAGAGCAGUCCAGAAACCCCAUCACAGGAGCAGUGUGUGGAUGAUGUCCACCCAAGAUUUUUGGUGGCAAUUAUUUCAAGGCGGAGUCGGCACAGAGCAGGUAUGCGUUACAAACGCCGUGGCGUGGAUGAAAAUGGGAAUGUGGCGAAUUACGUCGAGACCGAGCAGUUAAUCCACGUCCACAGCCACACGCUCUCAUUUGUUCUUGCGCGUGGAUCCGUACCGGUGUUUUGGAGUCAGAUUGGCUAUCGGUAUAAUCCUCGGCCACGGUUGGACAAACCUGAGGAGGAGACGACCAGCAAAUUUGCAGCACACUUUGAGGAACAGCUGAAAAUUUAUAAGAGACAGGUUAUUGUCAGCCUAGUAGAUCAGACUGGGAGGGAGAAAAUAAUCGGAGAUGCCUUCCUUCGACAAGUUCUGCUUUAUAAUAACCCGAGCCUUACAUAUGUGACCUUUGACUUCCAUGAGCACUGUCGGGGAAUGAAGUUUGAAAAUGUGCAGACUCUAACGGAUGCUAUCUCUGAUAUCAUCAUGGACAUGAAGUGGGGCUGGGUUGACCAGGCAGGAGAGAUUUGCAAACAGGAAGGGAUCUUCAGGGUGAACUGCAUGGAUUGCUUGGAUCGGACGAAUGUUGUUCAAGCUGCAAUUGCUCGAGUGGUCAUGGAGCAACAGUUGAAGAAACUAGGGGUCAUGCCACCUGAACAGCCCCUGCCUCAAAAGUGCUAUCGGAUUUACCAGAUCAUGUGGGCCAACAAUGGAGAUGCCAUCAGCAGGCAGUAUGCUGGGACAGCUGCAUUAAAGGGUGACUUUACAAGGACUGGAGAACGAAAACUCGCAGGAAUGAUGAAAGAUGGUUAUAACUCUGCCAAUCGAUAUUAUCUCAAUCGCUUCCGUGAUGCAUAUAGACAAGCUGUAAUAGACCCAAUGCAGGGUAUCCCAGUGACGGAAGAUCUCUACUCCAUCUUCAACAAGGAGAAAGAGCAUGAAGCCUUGCAUAAACAGAACCAGAGGAGCCAGCAGGAACAGUUCAGUCUCCUCUUGCAGAAUUACAUGAAACUACUAUUACCUGAUGAUGAGAAAUUCCACGGGGGCUGGGCUGUGAUAGAUUGUGAUCCGAGCCUUAUCGAUGCCACCCACAGAGAUGUUGAUGUGCUGCUCCUCCUCUCCAACUGUGCCUACUAUGUGGCCUACUAUGAUGAUGAAGUUGAUAAAGUGAAUCAGUAUGAACGAAUGAACUUGGAAGACUUGGAGAAGAUUGAAAUUGGUCCAGAACCAACUUUCUUUGGGAAACCCAAGUUUACCUGUAUGCGGCUGCAUUACAAGCACAAUGGAACUAGUGGGUACUUCCAUACGCUCCGAGCUGUGAUUCGAAACCCUGAGGAGGAUGGGAAAGACACUCUUCAAUGCAUUGCUGAGAUGCUUCAACUUACAAAACAGAGUCUGGGACUAAAUGUGUCAAUUGUGGAGAAGAAAUUAGAGAGGAAGCACAGUAAACCACAUGAAGACAUCCUUGGUAUCCGAUCCAAAAGUCAAGUUUCGAGUAGUACAAGCCUAACCCAAGGCAAGAAUUUCCUUAUGAACAAGUUUUCCUCCCUUAAUCAAAAAGUCAAACAAACUAAAUCCAAUGUGAGCAUCGGCAGCCUUCGCAAGCUUGGCAACUUCUCAAAGCCUGAGAUGAAGGUCAAUUUCUUGAGACCAAACCUGCGGGUGAAUCUGUGGAAGUCGGACAGUAGCUUGGGGAGCUCUGAUUCACCAGUAGUGGUCUCCAAGGAUGAUACCGAUUCAGACAUAGAGAUCUCUUCUGACUCAGACUCUUUUGAAUCUGACGGUUUCCUCUCCAAUUCUAAGUCAGAUGAUGAUUGCCAGCUAACAAACUCUGAAGAUGUCAGGCAGUGUGACUAUGUUUUGCCUAGUUGUGGUAUUGUUGCUACAGGUCCUCGGCCACGGUUAGGAAGUCGAUCGCAAUCUAUUAGCAGUUCAGAUUUUAGUAUUCCGAGUAAUCCUUCAGAAAUCCACAUAGCUCAGUGUAAUCCUGAACAAGUGAGUAAAGUCAUGAUUGAUGUCCAGCUUUCUGGCAAAGCACCAAAUGCUGAUGAGGGUAUAUUGGUUGAUUUCAACACUCCCACUGAUGUUUAUUGUCAACAGUUUGUAGAAGAUGCACAGCACAAAGUUCCAGACAUUCCUGUAGACCUUGCAUUCCAUCACCAGCAACGUGAACAAAGCAAUAUCAUCUUGGGCACCAAGUCUAAAUCUGAACCAGAGGUAAUGGAACCACUUUUAUCAAGACCCUCUAAGCUGGACGUGCCCUCAGCUACCUCAAAUCCACCUUUUCUUUCAGUUGAAGCACUAUGUCCUGCUGUAUCGCCAGAUAACAGUUCAGCCUGUAUAUCCAAUCCACCCGAUGUGGAGACUGGUUUACAAGCAACUCCUUCCCCAGCCGACGAUGCAGGGAGCAGGGCUGUUUCGCCAUUUGCUAAGAUCCGAAGCUCUAUGGUCCAGGUAGCGAGCAUGACCCAGGCAGGACUGAUUCAGGGGGUAAACUUUGCAGUGGGAAAAGUUCAGCGAACCCCUGAUAGUGUAAAUGAAGGUCAGCAUCCCCAGCUGAAAGAUGUGUUUACACAGUGCCGGACUAGGAUAAUUCAAAUUUAGCCACUGGUGGGUCCUUUCAAACCUUGAUUAAAUUUAAUACUUUAUAAAGUUAUGGCCCAAGACAAGAUGCCCUUUUAAAAUGUAUCUGCGUACAAAACUGCAAUCUUUAACAUGGCAUUUGAGGUUUUCUGAUGGUCAUUGUUACAUGUGAAUCUGGGUAUUCCUGGAUCUUUUCUUUAAGCUACUGCAGCACUAACUACUGAACAGGCCAAUGUGCAAUAUUAAUUGUGGUAGUACAUAUUAGGCUAGGGGUAUUGUAAUUCCAGUUAAUUGUAAUGGGCUCAAACCCUGCCCUGUUCCAGAUGGCUUUAUCUACUGUAUAACUUGAGGGGAUUGUAUGCUACAUGUAACUUAAACAUGUCAUGCCACACAACUUAAGAACUGUCACUUAGUUUGUGUUGCACUGAAUUGUAUUAGUGGGAUAGUGAGUUGUAUUUUGGUCUAGUUUGUCUUCUCUGCCAUACAGGGAAACUGCCACCAAGGGAAGUUAUGAUUCAACCUGAACAAAGCACUCCGUAGAAAUGUUUUUAAAUUUAUUUUGAUUGCUUCUCAGUUUUUAAUGUAACAUCAUGCCUUUGCAGCUUAAGUUUAGUUGAAAGGACUUGAAUACCUUGUGCUAAUUUCACUAUUAAAGUAUUACAUCAAUGUGUAAACUAUUAAGAAAAGGAGUAUUAUUUCCCUCAUCAUGUCUCAUUACGAAAGAGACAAGAUCCUAAUGAAAAUUACCUGUAGCUAAGUGAAGGGGCCUGAGAGCAAGCUUGACUUAAAUAUGAUGUAGCAUUAGUAGGAUCCUAUAGCUAGUGCCUGUUUUUUCAUAAAUGUACUGUAGCUAGACUGUAAACGUGAUAUCUAAAGCAGGUUCCUGAGUGUCUUAAUUGUGGUCUUAAAUGUCUCUAUUGCAGAGGAUUUCUAAGAAAAUGAAACUGUCCAUUCCUGUAAUAAACUCCAGGUAUUGUAACUUUUAAAUGUUUUAAUGUGCUUAUUUAUUCAUGUUUUGUCACUGUAGUGUGGUUUCUUUGGAGUGUUUAAAAAAUCCACAUAUGCUUCAAAGGUAGAUAUACUCCAGUGUAUUUUGACAUGAGGGAUGUACAUUAUUUUAAUAAAAAAAAAAGUUAAAGCAAAA
This is a messenger RNA of Carcharodon carcharias (great white shark), 4719 nucleotides long. RefSeq names its product inositol polyphosphate-5-phosphatase F (gene inpp5f). Gene Ontology annotation, cellular component: early endosome; clathrin-coated endocytic vesicle. The transcript is spliced from 20 exons. Gene Ontology annotation, biological process: regulation of endocytic recycling; phosphatidylinositol dephosphorylation. The record is from RefSeq and is a predicted model, not a curated record. Lineage: Eukaryota; Metazoa; Chordata; Chondrichthyes; Lamniformes; Lamnidae. The coding region runs from base 183 to 3596 and encodes 1137 amino acids. Gene Ontology annotation, molecular function: phosphatidylinositol-4-phosphate phosphatase activity.